Gongylonema pulchrum is the source of this 270-nucleotide messenger RNA. NCBI's taxonomy places the organism in Eukaryota, Metazoa, Nematoda, Chromadorea, Rhabditida, Gongylonematidae. The record is from the annotation of a GenBank genome assembly.
AUGAUAUUUGUUCAGAACCAUGAAUUCGGCGGAGAAGAAGCAUCUGGUAUUUAUAGCAGUGAUUAUUGUUCGUCGAUAUAUCUCAAUCACGGCGUGCUUGUGGUAGGCUAUGGCAGGGAAAAAUUACCAGGUAGCAAGGAAUACAUGGACUACUGGAUUGUGAAAAACAGCUGGGGCGCAGAUUGGGGCGAGGAUGGUUACUUCAGGAUUGUUCGGAAUCAGAACAUGUGUGGAAUUGCGACCGCUGCUAGUUAUCCGGUAGUGCUAUGA